AUGGUGCAUACGAGGGAUAGCUCCAUGGGCCAUACGCGGGCCAGUUCUUUAGGCAACAACUCGAUACGACACGAGAGAUUCACACCACACGAUGGUCGGCGCGAGUUCUCUGGCGGGACCUUCUUUCCGGGCGAAUACACAACCGUGGCUAAUGACGAGACGGAGAUGUCCUUGGAAGACGUUCGGAAGAGCACCAUGGAUGCGGCCGAGUCACGCUACAAAAUGUACGGCGAUCUCUACAAACAGCAUCUUGACAAAAAGGAAGCCGAGACCAGCAGCGAGCUGCCACCGAAGAAGAUGCCGAGACGGAGGAGGAAGGAGCCCAAGCCGAAACGGAAGAAGAGGGAGCACAAGCCGAGGCGACCGAAGAGAAAGGAACGGACUUCGAAGGGACGUUUUCGAAGAUUCAUUGCCAAAGUACUCGGAGGAAAUACUGAGAACAUGGAUACUCCGAAGAAGGAGACCAAGGAGAAGAAGGUGAGCAAGGUGAAGAAGAUUCCGGACGAGGAAAAUGAAGACAAGAACAUGGACGGAAAGAGACGCAGGACGGAGGAGUGGGUUCAAAGUGUGGACAUGGAACACGGGACUGACAGUGAUCUGGCACCUUGGCAGGGCCCAGAGGACCAGUAG
Messenger RNA from Colletotrichum karsti, 630 nucleotides. RefSeq lists its product as uncharacterized. The coding region runs from base 1 to 630 and encodes 209 amino acids. The record is from RefSeq and is a predicted model, not a curated record. The transcript has a single exon. NCBI's taxonomy places the organism in Eukaryota, Fungi, Ascomycota, Sordariomycetes, Glomerellales, Glomerellaceae.